Messenger RNA from Alexandromys fortis (reed vole), 3389 nucleotides. It is a transcript of the gene Limk1, whose product is annotated as LIM domain kinase 1. NCBI's taxonomy places the organism in Eukaryota, Metazoa, Chordata, Mammalia, Rodentia, Cricetidae. Gene Ontology annotation, biological process: positive regulation of stress fiber assembly; protein phosphorylation; actin cytoskeleton organization. Gene Ontology annotation, cellular component: cytoplasm; nucleus; neuron projection. Gene Ontology annotation, molecular function: protein serine/threonine kinase activity; ATP binding; protein binding. The coding region runs from base 253 to 2187 and encodes 644 amino acids. The transcript is spliced from 16 exons. The record is from RefSeq and is a predicted model, not a curated record.
CGCAGCUCGCAGGCCCGCCCCGGCCCGCCCCUCCGCGCUCCUCAGGCGGCGGCAGCGCGGAGCCGGUGUCCCCUAGCCGGGCGUGGGAGUGCAGCGCGGCGGCAUCGCCGAGCCCGGAGCGGAGCGCUCGGCUCCGGCCCCGCGCUCCCCGCCUCCCGCCUUCCCGGGCCGGCGGCGGGCGAGCUCGCGGGCCCGGCCCCAGCUCUCCAGUGCCCCGCCGGUUGCCGGCGGUCCCCGCCCCCCGCCGAGUGCAUGAGGUUGACGCUACUUUGUUGCACCUGGAGGGAAGAACGUAUGGGAGAGGAAGGAAGCGAGUUGCCUGUGUGUGCGAGCUGUGGCCAGAAGAUCUAUGACGGCCAGUACCUCCAGGCCCUGAACGCUGACUGGCAUGCAGACUGCUUCAGGUGCUGUGAGUGUAGCGCCUCCCUUUCACACCAGUACUAUGAGAAAGAUGGACAGCUCUUCUGCAAGAAGGACUACUGGGCCCGCUAUGGCGAGUCUUGCCAUGGGUGCUCUGAACACAUCACCAAAGGACUGGUCAUGGUGGCCGGGGAGCUGAAAUACCACCCUGAGUGCUUCAUCUGCCUCACCUGUGGAACCUUCAUCGGCGAUGGGGACACCUACACACUGGUGGAGCACUCGAAGCUGUACUGUGGGCGCUGCUACUACCAGACUGUGAUAACUCCAGUCAUUGAACAGAUCCUGCCAGACUCACCCGGCUCCCACCUGCCCCACACAGUCACCCUAGUGUCCAUCCCAGCCUCUGCUCAUGGCAAGCGAGGCCUGUCCGUCUCCAUCGACCCCCCUCAUGGCCCACCAGGCUGUGGCACGGAGCAUUCGCACACUGUUCGAGUCCAAGGAGUGGACCCCGGCUGCAUGAGCCCAGAUGUGAAGAAUUCCAUCCACGUUGGAGACCGGAUCUUGGAAAUCAAUGGCACGCCCAUCCGGAAUGUGCCACUGGACGAGAUCGACUUGCUGAUCCAGGAGACCAGCCGUCUGCUCCAGCUGACCCUUGAGCAUGACCCCCAUGAUUCUCUGGGCCACGGGCCAGGGUCGGAGCCCAGCCCCCUGGGCUCCCCAGUGCACGCUCCCAGUGGACAGGCAGGCAGCUCUGCCCGGCAGAAACCUGUCUUGAGGAGCUGCAGUAUUGACACGUCCCCGAGUGCCAGCUCACCAGCCUCCCAGCGCAAGGACCUGGGUCGCUCCGAAUCCCUCCGAGUGGUCUGCCGACCACAUCGCAUCUUCCGGCCAUCUGACCUCAUCCAUGGGGAGGUGUUGGGCAAGGGCUGUUUCGGCCAGGCCAUCAAGGUCACACACCGAGAAACAGGCGAGGUGAUGGUGAUGAAGGAACUUAUCCGGUUUGAUGAGGAGACCCAGAGGACAUUCCUCAAGGAGGUGAAGGUCAUGCGGUGCUUGGAGCACCCUAAUGUGCUCAAGUUCAUUGGUGUGCUGUACAAGGACAAGCGGCUGAACUUCAUCACAGAGUACAUCAAGGGCGGCACCCUGCGGGGCAUCAUCAAAAGCAUGGACAGCCAGUACCCAUGGAGUCAGAGGGUCAGCUUUGCCAAGGACAUUGCGUCAGGGAUGGCCUACCUCCACUCUAUGAACAUCAUUCACCGAGACCUCAACUCCCACAACUGUCUGGUCCGUGAGAACAAGAAUGUGGUGGUGGCCGACUUUGGGCUGGCUCGACUCAUGGUGGAUGAGAAGACUCAGUCUGAAGACUUGCGCAGCCUCAAGAAGCCAGACCGCAAGAAGCGUUACACAGUGGUGGGCAAUCCCUACUGGAUGGCACCAGAGAUGAUCAAUGGCCAUAGGUAUGACGAGAAGGUGGACGUGUUUUCCUUUGGCAUUGUCCUAUGUGAGAUUAUUGGGCGUGUGAAUGCAGACCCCGAUUAUCUGCCCCGGACUAUGGACUUUGGCCUCAAUGUGCGGGGUUUCUUGGACCGCUACUGUCCACCAAAUUGUCCCCCAAGUUUCUUCCCCAUCACUGUGCGCUGCUGUGACCUGGAUCCUGAGAAAAGGCCCUCUUUUGUUAAGCUGGAACAAUGGCUGGAAACGCUUCGCAUGCACUUGGCUGGUCACCUGCCACUGGGCCCACAGCUGGAACAACUGGAGCGGGGCUUCUGGGAGACCUACCGGAGGGGCGAGAGCUCACUGCCUGCCCACCCUGAGGUUCCUGACUGAGCCCAGUUGGCCCUGCCAUUCUCAUCCCCACCUCUGGAGAAUACACCCUCACCAGAUUCCUCAGCAGGAGGUGGCCCAGACAUGGAGCUCUCAGCCAGGGUAGUGGUGCCCAGACCCAUACCCCUGACCAGGCCCUGAUUUGCCUUCUCCCCUCUUGCAGGGUGCCCCCUAGCCUCUCUCUGCCUCUGGCCCCCAAGUCAUCAGGCUGCACCCACAUGGUCACAUUGCCCUGCCUUACCUCCCUUUCUGUGGGGGCCACGCCCUCACUUGUCUUUGCAUGAGCUGGCCAGGGACGCUAGACCCAUUCCAUGCAUUGCCUGCAGCCAUCCGCACACUGCACCUGCUGGCAGCUCUUCCCCAGCUUGGCUGGGCUAGAAGACAAGCUUUAGAAGUGAGCCCCUGUGAUGGCUGGGCACAGAGAGUCUUUCUUUGCCAAGAGAGAGGCUAUGUUCCUAGGGACCCAACAGAGAGUCCAGAAUCCCCCUGGGGGAGUCUAGAUAGAAGCAGGUAUCGACAAUAAUCUAAACCCCAAAGCAAGGAGAGGUCCAAUCCCACGUGCCCACUGGCCAGGCAGUGGCCCUUGCUCUUACUUGGGGUUCAUCUCAUUUCUUGAUUAAAGCCACUUUAGUGAAAAGCAGGUACCAGUCCUCAGGAUGAGCAGGGAUCCCUCGAGGGAGAAGGGCAGCUAAUGCCUGGGAUCUGGCUGACAGGGAGGGCCCAGCCCACACAGCAGAGGAGGGGCAGAGGGGAUGAGGCAGCCAUCCACCAGCACCCCAGCCCCCAGGAUCAUCUCGGCACCCUUCUCGGACCUCUUCCCUCUGGCUGGAGCAGCCCCGUGUCCUCCUUGGGUGCCUCUGCCCUCUGAGUUCUUUCUGUGUGAUCUAUUUUUUAAGAAGAGUUAGUAUUAUUUUUUCAUAACGGCUGUAGGAGCCGCUGCCGGGGGCUUGGGGGGAAUUGUUCUGUUUUUUGUUCUGUUUUGUUUAGGUGGGUGGGGGAGGGAGGGCCAUUUCCUCACUUUGCUUCAGUUGAACAUCUAGGACGUAUUAAAACUGUGAAGCUUUCUCAGUGCACUUUGAACAUGGAAGAGAGUCUGAGCAGACCCUGGUGGAACCAAGACAGAAGGAGGCAAGAUAUACUUGCCUCUGCCCAGUGACCAUGACAGGAAUGAACCCUAACUCAGAACAAUAAAAUCAAUUCUGUGC